UUGUUUCAGGCUGCGGCAGUUAUAUUAAUCAGUUUAAUAUACUUCAACAACGCUCAAGAAACUACUAGGAAUGAUGAUUAUUAUGACAAAGUUAAUACUGUAGAUCCGACGCCUUCAGUUCGCUUAGAUCCUUAUAUCAGGAAAGCUUUACUGAAGGCUCUCAGUGACCUAGAAGAAGGUAAUAAUGUCACAGAUUUUGAAACUACAGACGGUACAUCAAAUACGAAUACCGAUAGAUUAACUUCUGAGGAUGAUCUUUCCGUGACACAAGCAAAUAAAGAGAGCAUUCGAAUUCAUUCGUUCUUAGUAAAUGGACAGUCAGCUUUUGCUAACUCAUCUAACUCAAGUCCCACAUACAUCGAUAAUAACAUAUCUAUAAUAAGCUCAACUGUUGGUAAUGUCGAAAAUCACGUGACAGCAACAGCAACUCUACCUACGCAAACACCUUUCAGUGAAAUAUUUCAAGCAAAGGAAUCUGGUAUUAAUGUACAACAAGUAAGAAGCAUCCAAAGUAAUCCUAAAAAAAGUAUUGCAAACGGUGAAAAAAUCAAUCAACCUGUGUACAGACCGAAAACGACCACUAGCACGACGACAACAACAACUACUACUACAACAACGACAACUCCUAAACCUACGCAUAAUGAAGAUGGCGAAAAUAUUGAGGAUGUUGAUAAAAAAGACGUUCAAGUAUUCCAAGCUCCGCUAGUAGCCGCUUUUACAGUGCAACAAGACGCUAAUGGUAUUCCGAAAAGAGUUAUUCCCAUUUACCAACAAACUAAUAACGGAAUCUCUCAACCAGCAAACUUGCCAACCAAUAUUUUACUUCCCGAACUAUUGCCACCAAAACCAACGCCCAGUAGUUUCCUUAAUGUACCAACAAAUGAUUUCAUAAGCCAACAUCUGACCUUACAGAAACAGUUAGAGGAAAAACAAAGGCUCCUUGAAGAACAGCUUAGAUUCCUCCAGUUUCAACAAAGACAGCAAGAAGAGUUGCUAAGAAAUCAACAAAUUCUUUUACAACAGAAAGAAGCACAAAGACAACAGUCGUUAUAUGAACAGGAACAACUUAAAAGGCAGCAACUUGUCGCUGAACAACAGAAGGUAUCCAGACUGAAUAAUAAUUUUCCCAAUCACAAGCAUAUUCCACAAAAUCCCACUGUAAAUAACGGCCUAAGACCACAGAAAUCCCACGUAUCAAUACAUCCAAGUGUAGUACUGGAUCAACCAAAUACUCUUGCUGGCCAACAACAGCUGCCAAACAAAGAAGCUGUUGAUUUCCUUUUGCAUUUACGCAAGCAACAAUCAGAUCAGUUUCCAUUACAAGAAAACCAUCUCCCACAGGGAAUUGGAAACUUUUUACAGCCCAAUCCACCACAACACAACAGAGUAUUCAGACAUGAAAGCGGCGUUGGAAAUUUAGGUGUUAAUUUUAAUAAUUUUGACCACGGAUUCUCGCAUCGCUUCUUUCCGAUAAAUCAAUUUGGUUCAGAUAGUGAAUUAAAGCAGCUUUUAUCACAAACAAGUUUGCAUCCAAGAGCGCAUGAAGAUCUUAACAUCGUGACUAAAGUAUUAUCUCUCAACCAUGGGAUCCCAAUAUCUAAUAAUAGAUUACAAUUUGACAGCCGGAGGCACACGAGACCUCUGAAAUAA
Molecule: messenger RNA, 1650 nt
Organism: Danaus chrysippus (African queen)
Lineage: Eukaryota; Metazoa; Arthropoda; Insecta; Lepidoptera; Nymphalidae
Source: the annotation of a GenBank genome assembly